UUCUGGUAAACUGCUAAUAUGAGUCUCUGUCCUAAAGUUUCCUAUAUUGUUAGAGAAAGGAAUGCCAGGAAAAUUCACCCCUGCUAGACAAUAUCAUCAAGAAUCUCCCAGCUCCAGGCAGUGGAAAUCUUAGAAAUGGAGAACAAAGGUAAACAUUGGGUGGAGAAGUUGUUUUCUCCUCAUUUUAGUGCACAAUAUUUUUUUAGUCAAGCCUAUCAGCCUGAAUCUCUGAUGUUUGAAAAAUUGGCUUUAGCAAGAGCAAAGAGAGUGGAAGAAAUCUACAGUAGAGCAAUUAAAAAAUAUCAAGAAGAAAAAAGGCUCAAAAGGAAAGAAUGUUUUUCCAAACUCAUUGUACAAGAAUAUGAACCAAACAUAGUAAGUGCAAAGAUAAACAUUUCAAAGAAGGAAAGAGAAGGGGAUUCUGACUGCUGUGGAGCUGGUAAUUUAGAUGUUGGGACUGAAGAAAGCUUAAAGAAAACAGAGGGUCAUUGUAUCUGGAAUGCAAAGGAAUUAGCAGAUUUGCGACAAGAAAUGCACAAGAACCAUGUGGAAGGAGUUUCUCUGAAACUUCAGCUGUCCACCUUGAAUGCAGAGUUAGUGGAAUUGAAAGCUAAAAGCAAAAAAAUACAAGUGGACUUUGAAAAUGCUGAACAAGAACUUCUAAACUCCAAAAAAGAGGUUCGCUGCAAAAAUACCCAACUACAGCAGAUUCAAAAGGACAGCUUAAAAAAAGAUUUUGAGCUUCAAGCCUUAAAACAACAUUUACAUGAAAAAUCAGCAAACAUAGGAAGCUUAAAUGAAGAGCUGCUUCAGGCAAGAAAAGAAAUUCAGAGUUUGGAUCUAAAGAACAAGGAUUUACAUCAAGAAGUUAAGAAGUUAAAACGGCAACAUGAUCUUGGAAAUAAGGCCUCCAUAGAAAAGGUGAAACUGCAUUAUGAUUUAAAAAUCAGAAACAUACAAAAAGAACUGGAGGCUGUUAAAAGUGAGCUGAGUGAUGAAAAGCUUUUGCAUGCUAAGACUGUUAAGGCUUUAGAAAUACUUAGGAAACAUUUUUCAGCCCAACCAUUAUCUAAUACAUUGGACAAUCUGCGAGUAGAUUUUUCUUUAAAAUAA
This is a messenger RNA of Dermochelys coriacea (leatherback sea turtle), 1113 nucleotides long. RefSeq names its product coiled-coil domain containing 160 (gene CCDC160). The transcript has 2 exons. NCBI's taxonomy places the organism in Eukaryota, Metazoa, Chordata, Testudines, Dermochelyidae. The record is from RefSeq and is a predicted model, not a curated record. Bases 136 to 1113 code for a protein of 325 amino acids.